AUGGCUGUAGAGUUGGUGGUUGGACCUAUUGUCUCUGCUUCUGUUGAGUUUUUGCUGAAGAAGAUCGUUUCUUCUAAUGUGGCGAGCUUCUUGAGGGGAAAGAAAGACUCUGGUUUCGAUAUGCUUCUUGACAAACUAGAGACUACGCUCCUAUCUCUUGCUGAGGUGCUUGGCGACGCGGAGCUGAAGCAGUUCACAAAUCCCAGAGUUGAGAAGUGGCUGGACAAGCUUCAAGAUGCUGUGGAUGAUGCGGAGGAUCUCUUUGAGGAAAUUGAAUAUGAUGCACUCAAACUCGAGGUGGAAGCCGAGUCAGAACCCGACAAGUCCAAGGUAAGCAAAUUCAUAUCUAGUUUCAACUCAGCUGAUCAGGAUAGGAAGGCAGAUAUGGAGAAGCUUCUUGAGAGGUUGGAUACUUUUGAAAAAAAGAGGUAUAUCCUUGAUCUGCAAAAGGGUGUGGAGAAGAUCCAAUCGCAGAGACCACCUUCAAUAUCUUCCAUUGAUGAUUCUGAAUUUUUUGGUAGAGAUGAUGAAAAGAAAAUUUUGAAAGGGAUGCUGCUGUCAGAUGAUGUGGGUGGUGAAAAGAUAUGCGUGAUUCCAAUAGUGGGCAUGGGUGGGAUCGGAAAAACUACUCUUGCUCAAGCACUUUAUAAUGAUGAUGAAGUUAGCAUUCAUUUCGAAUUCAAAGCAUGGGUUUGUGUCUCAGAUGAAUUUGAUGUUCGUAAGGUAACGAAAAAUGUCCUUGAAGCAGUAAUUGAAGAUGCUUGUGCUGUUGAGAACUUAAAUGUGUUGCAAGGGAAGAUACAAGAAAAGUUGAAGGGAAAGAAGUUCUUGAUAGUUUUGGAUGAUGUGUGGAAUGAAGAGUAUAGUUUCUGGGAUACGAUGAGGAUGCUUUUCAAAGUCGGAGCCCAAGGUAGCAAGAUAAUCGUCACAACAAGAAGUGAAAUAGUUGCUUCAAUCAUGGGAACCACUGCAUCUCGCCAUCUUGAAGAGUUGAAGGAAGAAGCUUGCUUUAAGCUGUUUGUGAAGAUUGUGUCUGGCAAUAAAGCAUUUACUGUGGAAUCAGACUUGGGAAGAAUGGGCAAAGACAUUGUUAAGAAAUGCAAAGGCUUGCCAUUGGCUGUGAAAGCACUUGCAAGUCUCUUGCGCUUGACGGAUGUUAAGGAAUGGAAAAGAAUAGCAAAUAGUGAUGUUUUGGAUUUGCCAAUUGGAGGGAAAAAUAUUCUUCCAGCUUUGAGAUUGAGUUACCAUUAUCUGCCUUCCCACUUGAAACGAUGCUUUGUUUAUUGUUCUUUGUUCCCCAAAGACUAUGAGUUCAGUAAGGAGCAAUUGGUCUCUCUGUGGAUGGUAGAUAAUCUAUUGGAGCAUUCAAGUGGGAAUAGGACGCUGAAAGAAGUGGGAUUCGAGUAUUUUGAUGAUCUAGUGUCCCGAUCAUUUUUUCAGCUUUUGAGCAAACGUUACUCUUACUCAAAAGACUGUUUUGUGAUGCAUGAUCUUAUGGUGGACUUGGCUAUAUUUGUAUCUAGAAAAAAGUUUGUUUACAUAGAGCAGGACAAGCCAUAUGAAAUUGGAUUGAUGAAGCAGACACGACACAUUGCAUUUGACAGGAACAAAUGCCAUAAUUUCCAUGAGAUGAUUUCAGAGGCAACUUGUUUGCGCACCUUUUUACCUGUUGUCAAAUACUUGUUCCCUUCAGAGAUAGGAUUGCAAGAUGUGUUGAAAGAUUUCAUGAAGUUGAGGCGUUUGAGAUUUUUAUUUUUUGGUGGUUAUGAAAAUGUCAAUGAACUGCCCAAGUCAAUAGGUCAAUUAAGGCACCUCCGCUACUUGAAUCUCUCUUACACUUCAAUCAAAGAAUUUCCCAAAUCUUUCUGCAUGUUGUACAAUUUACAGACAUUAGUAUUAACUAGCUGUGAACAUCUUACCAAGUUCCCCAAAAAUUUACAUCAUCUCGUUAAUUUGACAUAUCUUGAGAUGAGCCAUUGUAAAUUUUGUACCAUGCCACCACUUGGGCAGUUACCAGCUCUCAAAACUCUUUCGAUUGAAGGAUGUGAUGCAAUAGAGUUGGUGGGUCUUGAUUUUUAUGGGACUAGCUCUUCGAAAUCAUUUCCAUCGUUGGAAUCCUUGACGUUCCAAGAAAUGUCAAACUGGAAGGAAUGGUCAUUCCCAAAAGCACAUGUUGAAGUUUUUCCUAAGCUAACAUCACUUACUAUAAGUGUAUGUGAGAAACUCAGUGGAGAUUUGCCUUGCAUUUUACCAUCAUUGACAGAGCUGUAUAUUUUUCAAUGUCCAGAGCUUGCUUCUUCACUCCCAGUGAUGCCAAGUGUCACUGCAGUAGGUGUUGACCAAUGCGAGAAGAUUGGAGGAUUCAAAUCAUGUAAAAGUCUUCAAGAUUUUCCUGUCAAUUUGGAAGACCUACAUCUCAGGUAUUGUGACAAUCUAGACUUCGUACCGCCCUCUGAUUAUAAAUCUCUCCAAAAACUUUCAAUUGAUGAUAUUUCUAGCUCUUUCAAAGUGCUUUCUCUAGAUUCAUUUCCCAAUGUUAGGACUGUAGAAGUUUGUCAUUGUGAAUUGGAGUCUUUAUUAGCAUCAAACACCCAUGAAAUUCUAUCUACCCUCUCUAUCGAAGAAUGUCCUAAAUUCACAUUAUUAAUUGAUAGCAACCUUCACUGUCCAAUUCUGACUCAACUCCACUUCAUCUCUUGUGAUGCAUUAAAGUUUUUGCCUGAGCCACUGCCUAUUCUCCUCCCUUCUUUACAAGAAUUAUAUAUCUCUGGUUGUCCAGAGUUGGAAUCACUACCUACAUCUGGGUUGCCUUUCAGUUUGCGUAAGCUUACCUUUGAAAAUUGCCAUAAAUUAAAACUUUUGCCAGAUCAACAGCAUAAUAUCCUUCCUUCUUUACAAGAACUUUUCAUCUAUGGUUGUCCAGAGUUGGAAUCUCUUCCUAGAUCUUGGUUGCCUUUCAGUUUGAGUAAGUUGUACAUUAGAAACUGCACCAAGGUGAUUGCUUGUCGACAGAAUUGGAAUUUGCAAGAUCUUCCUAUUUUGACAAGCUUUGAUAUUGGAAAAUAUAAUGGUGAAGAUAUGGAGUCCUUUCUAGAGCAAGGGUCCCUGCCAACUAGUCUUACUUCCCUUCGAAUUGAGAACGUUGCUUGUCUAAAAUAUUUAGACGACAAGGGGUUUCAAGAACUCACAUCCUUAAAAGAACUAAUCAUUUAUAACUGCCCCAACUUGCAGACACUUCCGGUAAAAGGGUUGCCACCCUCUUUUGAAGGUUUACUGCCACCCUCUUUCGAAAGUUUCUUAAUGAUUGGUUGCCCUUUGCUUGAAGCAAAGUAUGAGUGGGAGAAAGAAUACAGAAAUAGUUGGUCGAAGAUUUCUUGCAUCCCUCAGCCUCAAGUUACCAUCAGCAGGCAGCCUCAAGUGCCCAUCAGUCGACGAGGGCUUUUAAUUAAGCCAUCCUUUAGCUGCUAUGAGUGA
Humulus lupulus (European hop) is the source of this 3474-nucleotide messenger RNA. Its product is annotated as putative disease resistance RPP13-like protein 1. The record is from RefSeq and is a predicted model, not a curated record. NCBI's taxonomy places the organism in Eukaryota, Viridiplantae, Streptophyta, Magnoliopsida, Rosales, Cannabaceae. The transcript has 2 exons. Bases 1 to 3474 code for a protein of 1157 amino acids. Gene Ontology annotation, molecular function: ADP binding. Gene Ontology annotation, biological process: defense response to other organism.